CGAGCGGUGUCCAGGGCCGUGCCAGGGGCCGGCGGCGCUGCGGGGCGGGCCCGGCGUGACCCCCGAGCCCCGCGGCGUUACGGGCCGUGCGGAGCCACCCUGCCUCUGCCGCGCCUACAGGGCUUGGCUUGUUCAGCUCCACACGUGUUCACAGCAGCCUUUCCCAAGCUUGGAAGUAGCGAUUUGAGCUCGUUCACAAACACUGCUUUCCUCAUUUGAUGCCAUCUGAAAUUAACACAGCUUUCUGGUAGCUUUCUUGUUUGUGCCUUGAUAUAAUUUCAUCGACGUGCUGCAAUCAAGCAUCUUGUGGCAGAUGAAGAAGGGAAAUGUGGAUGACUUUGAUGAGCUUGUGGUGAGUAACAAUGAUGUUGUGCUCAAAAAUAUUGCUGAAGAUUUGCGGAAUCGUUUACCCAUCGAGGCAAUGUUUACUUCGGAACAUCAAGCUGUUCAGAAAAUACACCAGCAUCCACUGCCCAUGAUUCAUGUUGAUGCAUUCCUUUAUGAUGAUGAUGUUGUUGAUUCAUUGUGUGAGGAAGGGAAAAUGAGUAGGAGCUACUGCACAGAGUGUGGCUCAUACAAAACUGCAUCUUUAGAGUUUAUUUCGCAUUCCUUUUCCCUCAUGGAACUGAAGUUUCUUUAUCAACAUGUACUGCCUGACCUGACAGGAAAGGUAGUGGUUGACGUUGGCUCCAGGCUUGGUGCAGUGCUAUUUGCGGGUUAUCUUUAUAGCUCAGCAUCCCAGCUGUAUGGAGUAGAAAUGAAUGCAGACUUUUGCAAGUUGCAAGAACUUAUGAUUACAAAAUAUGAGUUCAUUGACAGAAUAAAGGUGGUUCAUGCAGACAUCUGUACUCAGGCUUCACUUCUUCAGAAGGCUGAUGUUGUUGUAAUGAAUAAUGUCUUUGAAUAUUUUCUUGACAGACAGGAACAGGUCAGAGCUUGGGAAUUUAUUGCUUGUAAUAUAAGGAAAAGAGGGUCCUUAUUAGUGACAGUUCCCAGUCUUCAAGAAUCACUUUCAAAGCUCCAGACAGAUGUACAGCUCAGCCAAUGGGUCGAAGAGAUGCAGCUAAACUAUGAUGUGUAUAUGGAAAAGGAUGUUGACAGAGAAGCGCUUGAACAGAUACAUUUAUACAAGAUUCUGUAGUACCUGGAAAAAUUUACUAGUAUCCUUAUAAUAUCAUAUAUUUUGGGUCUAAAAUGAAUUUGGAUUGAUUUGUGUGAAUAAAUCAGAUCAAAAUU
Pseudopipra pipra is the source of this 1236-nucleotide messenger RNA. RefSeq lists its product as uncharacterized. Gene Ontology annotation, molecular function: S-adenosylmethionine-dependent methyltransferase activity. The coding region runs from base 314 to 1141 and encodes 275 amino acids. The transcript is spliced from 8 exons. NCBI's taxonomy places the organism in Eukaryota, Metazoa, Chordata, Aves, Passeriformes, Pipridae. The record is from RefSeq and is a predicted model, not a curated record.